UAUUCGCUGCUCGACCGUAGCUAGUUAGCUAAAAUAUCUCAAAUAUAUAUUGUUUGUUUGAUUAAUAAUAACCACUACAGUUUAUAUUUAGUGAAACGUAAGAUUUUGUUUAUUUAAAGAGCGAAACAACACAAUUUCAUCCUUCCUGGUUUCAGCGUCACUUUGAAACGUCUCAGGCUAGCUUAGCUGGCUAGCUGCUAAGAAAGAGACAAAGCGGAAGUGAUCGACACGUCGCUAAGUGUGCGUGUAAAGUGUGAAAAUGUGCAAAGUAGAAAUGCUGAGAGUGUUGGUGAAGCAGCGACUAACUGCUGCUGUGGAAGAAAUAUUUGUAGUGUUAGAAAGAACGAUAGCAGAAUACGAGGAGGAACUUUCUAGAACAAAAGAGGAGAACGAGCGACAACGUCAACUACUGGACGCUCUUUUCAACAAACAUCAACAAGCAGAUAUUGAGCGCAUCAAAGAGGAGGAGGACGAAGAGAAGAUUGAAGGCCUGGAGGAAGCGGACAACAUUAAGUUCCCAGUGAUUGGCGUCGUUGUGAAGAGUGAAGAUGAUGAGGAGAAGAGAGAGGCGGAGCCUCCAAGCAGCAGCGCCGCACAACACAUGACAACAGAAGGUGAUGGUGGAGGAUCACAAGCAGACAAGCUCUUAGCUCCACUUUCAGAUAGCGACAACAUGACCUCUCACUCUGCUGACACUGAUGAUGAUGAGGAGGCUAAAGCUGACGAGACGUGUCACGCUGACAACACCCGCUUUCCAUGCGCUCACUGUGACAAAACUUUUAGUGACAGCAGUAACCUGAAACGACACCUAAGAAGUCACACAGGAGAGAAACCGUUCAUUUGCUCCGUUUGCGGCAAGACAUUUUUGCAGAAGAUAAAUUUGACAGCACACACGAGGACGCACACCGGAGAAAAACCAUUUUCCUGUUCGGUGUGCGACACACAUUUCCGCCAUCAUUCAGCGCUGACCCGACACAUGAGACGACACACCGGUGAGAAACCGUUUACCUGCCCGGUGUGCGGCAAAGCCUUCCUUCUGAAAGGGUCCUUGACGGAACACACGAGGACACACACUGGCGAGAAACCUUUCAAGUGCUUAUUUUGUGGCAAAAACUUCUCUCAAAAGACACACCUGAGAACUCACACCAGAACACACACUGGAGAGAAACCUUUUGCCUGCUCAGUCUGCGGUCAAAGGUUCUCUGUUAAAGCAGGCUUGACGUCGCACAUGAGAACACACCCUGGAAAGAGCUGAAGAAGCCAAAAGACGUUUGUUUAAACCGGCC
Molecule: messenger RNA, 1286 nt
Organism: Entelurus aequoreus (snake pipefish)
Lineage: Eukaryota; Metazoa; Chordata; Actinopteri; Syngnathiformes; Syngnathidae
Product: zinc finger protein 135-like
Exons: 2
Coding region: 260-1255 (331 amino acids)
Biological process (GO): regulation of transcription by RNA polymerase II
Molecular function (GO): DNA-binding transcription factor activity; RNA polymerase II cis-regulatory region sequence-specific DNA binding
Source: RefSeq, a predicted model, not a curated record